Messenger RNA from Apis florea (little honeybee), 667 nucleotides. RefSeq lists its product as uncharacterized. The record is from RefSeq and is a predicted model, not a curated record. Lineage: Eukaryota; Metazoa; Arthropoda; Insecta; Hymenoptera; Apidae.
GAACAUAUGUCGAAUCGUCGCGAAUGAUUUAUAUCAUAUAGAAAAUUCGAUACAGUAGAGAAUAUUAAGAUAGGUGAUGGAAAAUAUAUUCAAGCAAUUGGAUUAGGAAAUAUUGAUAUUUUUGCUUUUAAUGAAAAGAAAUGGUGCAGCUCUUGAUAAGGGGUUACAACAAUAUUCUGAUGACAAAAUAUGUAAAUUCAUGAAGAAUGGAAAUAUCAUUGCAGUGGAAGAAAGAAAAGAUAAAUUGUUCAUAAUGAAAUUUAAAGUCAUUGCAGAUGAGCAUCAAACAAAUACGGCAGUAUGCAAUUCUCUUUUCUUCUGGCACAAACAAAUGACUCAUCAGAAUGUGGAUCAUGUGAAGAAAAUUUUAAAAUCUGAGAACAUCAUUUUCAAAGAUCAGGAAUUUUGUUAUGAAAAUUGCAUUCUAGGAAAAAUACAUAGAUUAUCGUUCCCGAAAAGCAAUACAAAAUCUGAACGAAGAACUCAUCCAUGCAGAUCUCUCAAAUCUAAUGCAAGAAAAUUUACUUGGAGGUCAGAUAACGGUUUUGAAUUUGCCAAUAGGGAAAUUGAAGAAUUAAUCGACAUGGUAUUACGCAUCAGAAAACGGUACCAUUUAUACAAUAGAAUAGAAUGGUUCCGCCGAACGAGAAAACAGAACCGUAGUUGA